AUGGCAAAAAAUUAAAUGUAGAAAAACAAACUUUUAGCUUAAAAAUUUGAUCUCACUACAAUGGUUGAAUCGUCGACCACAGACUCUAAUUCACCAGCAGGGCUUUUGUAUGCUCUUUGYUGUAAAUUGCUUGGAAAAGAACCAAAAAGUCAAGAUCCAAGUCUCUCAGAACAUUACCAAUAUGCUUUGAGAGUUGUAGGGAGUCGUUUUACACCAUCUGUUGGAAAUGAUGAAUUCCGAGUUGUAGAAAGAAUCAAGAGAAAAUUGGUCAGGGAAAACAAAGAAGUUGAUGCUGCAGUUUUCUCUGAGUUGUACAGGAAAUUAUCAUCACAGAGUGUCCUCCAGAACAAAUGGUCUAUACUAUAUCUUUUAUUAAAUGUUAGUGAAAACACAAAACAUGGCAGCAUGCAAGGACAGCAUUCAGCAAUACCACAAUUCUUUGGUCGAGGGCUCCCUAUGGCUUCUACACCUAUGAAUCAAACCUCUUUGAGACCUAUGCCAAGUGCAGGGGGGUACUCCACCGUUCAUUCCAGUCAAAGCAGCAGUGGGUUCAGUAGCAACCCAUCUGGGAUACUUACAGACAGAACACAAACACCAUCAAUUUCUGGUCCAAGACCACCCACAGGAACCCACUCUGUUCGCUUUGCUGAUAAUAUUGACACCCGUCAAUCAGAGAGAUCACAGUUAGCAUCCAUGGUUGCACAAUCACUAACAAUAUCAAGGCAAAGGGGAAACAUCACAGAUGGUARUAUUCCUGGACGAGAAGCAGUGGCAAGACUCGACRUGUAUAGUGGUGCUGCUGAUGGAGAAAAUACUUCAUAUGAAAUAUCAGAAGCCAUACUACUCAGGGAAAUCAUCUACAUAUUCCAGGGCAUUGAAGGCAAAGUCAUCAAACUUGAUGAUUCCAGUGAUGCRUAUAGAAUUGAUGCCAACCUUGGUGUGCCAAAAUCAGUACGUGACCUUGUCAAUAAACUUGCUGAACUUGGCUGGUUGUAUAGAAAGGUUAGGAAGUACCUUGAUGCAAGGGCUGGUGAUAGAGCACUUGGGCUGGUUGGUCAAAGUUUCUGUGCUGCUCUUCAGCAAGAAUUAACAGAGUAUUAUCGUCUYAUGGCUGUUCUUGAAGGACAGCAACAAUUGAAUGACCAAGGGAUUGGAGAGGGUGCUAGUGGAAAUCUUACUCUAAGGCGAUUAAUGGUCUGGACAUUUGAUCCUCUUGUGAGAUUAAGGACUUUGGCAACUUUGGUCGAUACUUGUAAAGGUAAAAAGGGUGGGGCACUUCUAUCAGCUCUCCAUACAUACAUGCAACAUGGYGAUCCAUUUGUAAAGUCACUYGUCAAACACAUAUUGAACUUGGUAGCACAUCCUAUAAGAACUAUUAUGGACCGAUGGAUAUAUGAAGGGGAACUAGAAGACCAGUAUCAAGAGUUCUUUGUGGCUGUUGAUUACAGUGUCAGUGAUGACAGAUUAUGGUAUGACAAGUACAGUCUGCGUAAACCUAUGUUGCCAUCCUUCAUUCCUUUAGACAUGGCUACAAAAAUCCUUAACAUUGGAAAGUCAAUUAACUUUAUUAGACAUGUUUGUAAAGACCGCAGUCCMAUUCUUAGAGAUGAAAAYAAGGCUUUGCAAAGAACUAAAGCAGAGAAGAAUGCAGCUGCUGCCCAGCUCACUGCAGAUGAAGAGUUUACAGGUCCAGCUUUGCAAGAAACAAUUGAUGCAGCUUAUAAGGACACUAGUAAAAAACUACUUGAAAUCCUCUUUACAAAGUAUCAGUUUAGAGAUCACCUAAAGGCCCURAGACUCUACAUGUUGCUUGGCCAAGGUGACUUUAUAAGGCAUUUAAUGGAUUUGUUGGAGUCAGACCUUGCUAAGCCCGCUAGUACUCUUUAUCUUCACAACCUGACUGGCUCAUUAGAAGCUGCCAUAAGAGCUACCAAUGCACAGUAUGCUAACCCAGAAAUUCUGAAACGACUGGACUGUAGAUUACUGGAGGUUUCACCUGGGGAUACUGGUUGGGAUGUGUUCAGUCUAGAUUACCAUGUUGAUGGACCUAUCAGUACUGUAUUUACCCGUGAAUGCAUGYUAUACUACCUACGCAUAUUUAACUUUCUGUGGAGAGCUCAAAGAAUGGAGUUCAGUUUAACUGCAAUUUGGAGAAAUCAAAUGGUCAGCCAUAGACAUAUCAGCAACAUACCUGAGCUGGUCCCUGUUCUUCAUCAAUGUCAUAUGCUUGGUACAGAAAUGGUUCACUUCAUACACCAAAUGCARUACUACAUUACCUUUGAGGUUUUAGAGUGUUGCUGGGCAGACUUAAAGAAACAAGUAGCAGAAGCCAGUGAUCUUGACCACAUUAUUGCAGCACAUGAAACAUUCCUGGAUCAGGUGAUCUCAAGAUCUUUACUGGACACAGAGUCUAGGGAUAUGCUGACACAGCUUAGAGCCAUAUUUGAUCUCAUUGUCCAGUUUGAGAAUGCMCAGGCUUCCUUGUAUGCAGCAGCUGAGGAAGAAGUUCACAACCGACAACAAUUGAAGGAGUCAGUCAAUAAGAAGACUGAUAAGGGYGARUGGGGGAUGACAGCUGCWGAUGAAGAAGAGGUCAGGAAGAACUCUGUUCACUUUGUAGACAACAUUGUACCAAAUGCCCGUGCACAGCUACGUGUGCUGUUCCAAUCAUAUCAGGAUAUGGUGCAGCAAUUUCUGAUGAUGUURACAAGCCAUCAAGAUCCUAAUCUAAGAUUUCUUAGCUUCCGUCUUGACUUUAAUGAACACUACAAGAAGAAAGAACCUAAACUAAGAUCUCCAUUGACUCAUAGAUUUAGUAAAAGAUACAAGAAUCGUUAAACAGUGUUGUAAUAAGUAGUGAACAAUGUUGUACAAGACAUGGCAAAAAUGAAAUUGUAUGACAUGAAUAGUACAAGGUGUACAAGACUCCUUACACUUUGUACAAUCAAAACAAAGGAAUCUACUUGCAAUAUUAAAUAGUAGUCUAUAUGUAAAUGUGUUAAUUAUAGCAAUGGCAAAGGUUUUAGUAUUUGUACUCUAUUCAUCAAAGUAGUCUAUCCAAUAGCAAAGUGUAAAUAAGUGAUCCUGGCUUAGCUGAUGUAAAUAGAUGGCAAUAAAACAUCUUGACAGGGUGGCGAUA
This is a messenger RNA of Exaiptasia diaphana, 3139 nucleotides long. RefSeq names its product gamma-tubulin complex component 3 homolog. The transcript is spliced from 20 exons. Gene Ontology annotation, cellular component: equatorial microtubule organizing center; centrosome; gamma-tubulin small complex. Gene Ontology annotation, biological process: spindle assembly; cytoplasmic microtubule organization; microtubule nucleation. Bases 61 to 2838 code for a protein of 925 amino acids. The record is from RefSeq and is a predicted model, not a curated record. Gene Ontology annotation, molecular function: microtubule minus-end binding; gamma-tubulin binding. Lineage: Eukaryota; Metazoa; Cnidaria; Anthozoa; Actiniaria; Aiptasiidae.